Molecule: messenger RNA, 867 nt
Organism: Ilex paraguariensis (yerba mate)
Lineage: Eukaryota; Viridiplantae; Streptophyta; Magnoliopsida; Aquifoliales; Aquifoliaceae
Source: the annotation of a GenBank genome assembly
AUGGCUUCCACGACACACUACAGCUUAAUCUCAACACCCCAAGAAGAACACGAUACAUCCACAGCCAUCAAUUCAUCUUCAUCCUCUUCAAUAGUCCGAUUCGGCACUCCUGAAGCCCUUGAACCGGUUCGGAAACUCACCGAUGUGGGAGCCAUGACUUGUCUCCUCCACGAAUGCAUUGCCUACCAACUAGCCUUGGAUCUUGAACUAGACAUCAUUCUCUCCCAACGCUCCGAUCUGGACAAACAACUCUCCAUCCUCCACAUGCGAUCUCACCGAUCAGGACCACCCGACGAUCCUUCAUUGGGUGAGGACUACACUGAUUAUAUGGUGUCCAAGAUAAGAGGUUUGAGUUCAGUUGAUUCGAAAUUACUUCCCCGAGCAACCAGAGCUUUUAGGAGUGGAAAUUUCAGUAAAGUUGUUCAGGGCAUUACGGGUUAUUAUGUGAUUUUGGAGGGUUUCUUCAUGGUGGAAAAUGUGAGGAAGGCUAUUAGCAUUGAUGAGCAUGUACUUGACAGCUUCACAACGUCCAUGGUGGACGACGUGUUCUAUGUUCUACAGAGUUGCUUCAAGAAGUCGAUAUCCACUUCUAAUAUUAACUUAGUGAUUGCGGUACUGAGCAGUUCUGUGAGUUUGUUGGGUGGCGAGUAUAAUGAAGCAUUGCAGAAGAAAAUGAGGGAGCCUAACCUUGGAGUGAAGUUGUUCAUGGGUGGUGUUGGUGUGCAAAAGACUAGGACAGAGAUUGUGAUAGCUUUAAAUAACAUGGAUGUCAGUAGCGAUUAUGCACUGAAACUACAACAUGAGAUUAAAGAACAAUGUUUAGAGAGCUUUGCAUUCAAAGUUUCAGUUCUUAAAAGAGUAGACUAA